CCCAAGCUAGACGAACCGCCAUUUACGUUACUGCUGGGCAUUUGUUGUGGAAUAUAACUCGAAGCAGAUCUAACUUGAGCCGCAAAGAAUUUCGUACCUGUAAUAACAGUGAGAACAUUUCGAUUAUUUCACGUGAAACGUUUUUGUCAUAUGGUGCACAUCAACCGACGGAGAUGAGUACUUUGGCGACCGGCGAAGCUCGGACCGACGGGGGCACCGAAGUGGAGUCGGACGAGAGUGAUGGAAAUGCUGGGUUUUUGAGGGCCGCAAGGGACGGAAACCUUACAGAGGUUCUGGAAUACCUCAAGGGGAGUACAGACAUAAAUACCAGCAACCCAAAUGGCCUGAAUGCUCUACAUUUGGCAUCCAAGGAAGGCCACAUCAACAUCGUCACUGAGCUGCUCAACCGCGGGGCCAACGUUGAAGCAGCCACCAAGAAAGGAAACACUGCCCUGCACAUCGCCUCGCUCGCUGGCCACGAAGACAUCAUCAAGAUCCUCGUUGAAAAUGGAGCCAAGGUCAAUGUACAGGCACAGGCUGGCUUCACUCCCCUGUACAUGGCAGCCCAAGAAGGUCACGCAGAGGUCCUCAAGUUCCUGUUAGGGAACGGAGCCAACCAGAGCCUGGCCACUGAGGAUGGGUUCACUCCCCUGGCUGUAGCUCUUCAACAAGGCCAUGAGAAGGUGGUUAGUGUGCUCCUCGAACAUGACAGCAAGGGCAAGGUUCGCCUGCCUGCCCUGCACAUCGCCGCUAAGAAAGACGACGUCAAGUCGGCGGCGCUGCUGCUACAGAACGAACAGAACAACGUCGACACGCAGACCAAAAGUGGAGGCCUCGUUAAUGACACAACUAAGAGUGGCUUUACCCCGCUGCACAUUGCUUCUCACUAUGGUAACACAAAUGUGGCCAAGCUACUCAUUACUCGUGGGGCAGAGGUCAACUUCAAGGCCAAGAAUAACAUCACACCCCUGCAUGUGGCAUCUCGCUGGGGGAAAGCUAACAUGGUGACAUUGUUGCUAGACAACCAAGCAACCAUUGAUGAGAGAACUCGCGAUGGGUUAACUCCCUUGCACUGUGCAUCUCGUUCGGGUCACGAGGGUGUUGUUGAUCUUCUCCUGGAACGUGGCACUCCAAACUCGUCAAAAACAAAGAAUGGUUUGACCCCGCUUCAUAUGGCUGCACAGGGCGACCAUGUUGACUGUGCGCGUCUGCUGCUGUACCACAAGGCUCACCUCGACGAGAUCACUGUCGACUACCUGACUCCGCUUCACGUGGCUGCUCACUGUGGGAACGUCAAGACGGCCAAACUGCUCCUCGACAGGAAGUGUGAGGCCAACGCUCGAGCUUUGAAUGGUUUCACUCCACUACACAUCGCCUGUAAGAAGAAUCGGAUCAAGGUCGUAGAGCUGCUGUUGAAGUACGGAGCCUCCAUUGAAGCAACCACUGAGUCUGGUUUGACUCCGCUGCACGUGGCCAGCUUCAUGGGUCACAUGAACAUCGUGAUCUACCUGAUCCAGCACAACGCCAACCCCAACACGCCGACGCUGCGUGGGGAGACGUCGCUUCACCUGGCGGCCCGCGCCAACCAGACGGACAUCAUCCGCAUCCUGCUGAGAAACAAUGCAACUGUCGACGCCACAGCCAGGGAGAAGCAGACUCCACUGCACAUUGCUGCUCGUCUCGGCAACGUUGACAACGUCGUUCUGCUGCUACAACACGCGGCCUCCCCGGACGCGGUCACCAAGGACCUGUACACCCCGCUACACAUCGCUGCCAAGGAGGGUCACGAGGAGGUCGCGCAGGUUCUGCUGGACCAUGGCGCGUCACAUGACAUGACCACCAAGAAGGGCUUCACUCCGCUACACAUAGCGGCAAAGUAUGGAAACAUCAAGGUGGCUCGUCUGCUGCUGCAGAAAGACGCGAACCCGGACGUACAGGGGAAGAACGGACUGACACCGCUACACGUCGCCACGCACUACAACCACGUGAACGUCGCUCAGCUCCUCCUUGAACACAAGGCCAACCCACACGCAGCAGCCAAGAAUGGCUACACACCACUGCAUAUUGCGGCUAAGAAGAAUCAGAUGGACAUUGCUACAACCCUGCUGGAAUACGGAGCCAAACCCAACGCUGAAUCCAAGAACGGUUUCACCCCUCUUCACCUGGCGGCUCAGGAGGGUCACACAGACAUGGUAUCUCUUCUGCUUGAACACAGCGGUGACGUCAACGCUAAGGCGCACAAUGGUCUAACCCCUAUGCAUCUUGCGGCUCAAGAAGACAAAGUAAACGUGGCUGAAAUUCUGAAGAAGUACGGUUCCGACGUUGAUCCACAAACAAAGGCUGGUUACACCCCACUGCACACAGCCUGCCAUUUCGGUCAGACCAACAUGGUUCGAUUCCUGCUCGACAAGGAGGCCUCCGUGAAUGCCACAACAAAGCUUGGCUACACACCUCUCCACCAAGCAGCUCAGCAGGGUCAUGUCCAGGUCUGCAACGUUCUCCUCAAACACGACGCCUCACCCAACGCCGUCACAAAUAACGGCCAGACGGCACUUGCCAUCGCACAGAAGCUGAAUUACAUCAACGUCGUGGACGUUCUCAAGGACGUGACGUCUGUUGAGCAGACGCUGCCUGUCUCGGAGGACAAGUACAAGGUUGUCUCCCCUGAAACCAUGCAGGAGACCCUGAUUUCCGACUCGGAGGAUGAAGGAGGAGAUGAUUUUAUGCCCCAGUCACCUCUGUUUGGAAAACCCCUGUCAGAACAACAUGUCUACUUGUCGUAUUAUGAAGGACAGAAAUUGCAGAAUCGUGAAGACAGUCUGUCGAUGGAACGUGGUGGCAGCUUAUCUCCCCUUGAUGUUUCGUUUGACAAGGAUGUUCAGCUGCGCCCCCACACUGAUGCACGAAACCGCAUCUUGAGUGAGAUGGGGGUCUCCAUGGCCUACCCAUCUUACUUGGAAAAGGGACCCAACUAUGAAGAAGAAAUGAGAUAUUACCAUGGUGACACACUGUCGCCAAAAGACAAGGAUAGCAAGUCCCGAAUGGACAGCUUCGGUAUCGAUUACACGACUCUCGGUCGAGAUUCUUCGAUGUCCGAUAGUCGUGAUUCCACCCUGGCCCGCGAAUCGGCCACCAUGCAGUUCCGUCCCCAUGACGACAGUAUGGUCGAUUCGGAAUAUGAUGAUGAGUUAAAAUAUAUGACUGACGAUGCAGCAAUGAAAAAGAAACAAGAUUUGUUUACGGAGGACCUGUACGCACGUGGGUCUAUGCGCUAUGGGAAGGAUGAGGCGCCGGUCUACCGGGAUUCCGUGUUCGCGGCCAACGAGCUAAAAGCUCAGGACUCCCCGAAGCCGCGCAGUGUUAUUUAUCAGGGCGAUUAUUCGGGCACCAGCAGCCUGAAUGAGAGUUUUAAACAAGGACCAGACGACUCGGUCACUUUCGGCAACCAGGACUACAUGGAAGCGCAGAUCGUGGGCCAGUCGUUCCACCAGCAGUACUCGGGGCCACCGCCCGAUAACCGUUACCUGGCUGGUGGGCCGAGCGCGUCGGAAAAUGCACGGUUCAGUUCUUACAGUGGAUCUUCGUUUAGUACCAGCUUCGAUCCUGACAACGUACCAGUCGACAGAGCACCAGUCUACUCUGGCAAGCUGAAAUGGAGGAGCUUCUUGAUCAGCUUCAUGGUGGACGCCCGCGGCGGGGCCAUGCGGGGGUGUCGCCACUCGGGUGUGCGCAUCAUCAUUCCACCGCGCAAGGCCGCCAUGCCAACGCGCGUCACAUGCCGCCUCAUCAAGAAGGAGAAGUUACUGCACCCCCCUCCACUCCACGAGGGGGAGGGCCUCGCAGCCAGGAUACUCGAGAUGGGGCCAGUCGGAACUACGUUUCUGGGACCGAUCAUCAUCGAGGUCCCUCACUUCGCGUCUCUGCGCGGCAAGGAGCGUGAGGUGGUCAUCUUGCGCAGCAACAACGGCGAGGACUGGACGGAGCACCCGCUGAUCGCGACGGAGGAGGCUGUGCACAGCGCGCUCGGCGGCAGUCUGGAAGGUCUGAACGCCACGACCAUGGUGUCAGCUAGUCAGUCAGAGAAUAGUCUGUGGAAACUAGACCAAGAAGAAGACUUGACUGCCAAGAGGAUCACCCGCAUUCUGACAACAGAUUUCCCACAAUACUUUGCACUGGUGUCGCGUAUCCGCCAGGAAACCAAGCAGAUAGGCGAGGAGGGGGGUGUCAUCAGCUCGACUGUGGUGCCCCAGGUGCAGGCAGUAUUCCCCAAGGGGGCUCUCACGAAAAAGAUCAAAGUUGGCCUACAGGCACAACCCAUUGCACCCGAACUUGUCACAAAACUGUUCGGUAACCGCGUGGCCGUCAGUCCCAUUGUCACGGUGGAGCCGCGACGGCGCAAGUUCCACGAAAACAUCACCCUCACCAUUCCAGUGCCGAAGGCUGCCCAGAAAGGGAUGAUCAACCAGUACGGAGGGGACAGACCGUCCUUGCGUCUCCUGUACAGUAUUUCUGGCAACAACUCUCACAACAGAGACAAGUUUGAGCCAGCCGUGUGGGAAGACCUCACCAAGCAGAAGCCGAUGACGCUGGUCGACGACUGCGUCUCUUUCACUACUUCCACGUCUGCAAGGUUUUGGCUGAUAGACUGUCAGAACGUUGCUGAAGCUCCCCAGAUGGCGAUGGCCAUCUACAAGGAGUCAAUCAUUGUGCCCUACAUGGCCAAGUUUGUCAUUUUCGCCAAGCGACACGCCAUCGAGGAGGGGAAGCUACGGAUGUUCUGCAUGACUGAUGACAAGGUCGACAAGACUCUGGAGAAACAAGAAAAGUUUUUAGAAGUUGCCAGAAGUCGAGACAUUGAGGUCCUCGAAGGAAGGCCACAGUUCGUAGAGAUGGCAGGAAAUCUGAUUCCUGUGACCAAGUCUGGCGACCAGCUCAAAAUCAACUUCAAAUCUUUUCGAGAAAACCGUCUGCCCUGCACGGUGAAAAUUCGUGAUCUGGAUCAAGACCCGUCAGCUCGAGUGGCCUUCAUGAAGGAACCCAAGGUCGGCCGCGGCGAAGCGCCGCAAUCACCAAUAUGCAACCUCAACAUCACACUUCCCGACAUGACCAAGUCGGCCUCAAGUGACCUUGAUUCUGAAGCAGCAUUAGAAAUAGAGAAGAAACACACCAUGUUACGAGAACACAGCAUAGUUAUUCAAGACACGGUGACGUGUGCGCAGAUGAAGCUGACUGACAUCGCGGACACGCUGCAGGGAGACUGGGUCGUUCUGGCCCAGCAGCUCGACGUCCGCAUGAGUGACAUCAACCACAUCAAGGGUGACUACAACACUGUCAACGACCAGGCGCUCGCCAUGCUUAUGCUCUGGGUCGACAAGAAGAAAGAGAAGGCAACAGGGAAUGCAUUAGAGAGUGCCUUGAGGACGAUAAACCGCGACGACGUUGUUAAGAAGUGCAUGUACAACGUCCAGCCGGUCGAAGAUGAAGUUGAGGCUGCAGCGGCACGGGCUGCUAUGGAUCAGUCAGGUUUCGAUACUUUUAAAGAGGAAGUAGGCAUUUCGAAAGAUUCCAUGAAGCGGGGCAUGUCAUUAGACGUCCAGUUUGAUGAACAGGACUUAAUAAAGAGUCUUGAUGAUAUUCAGGAAUCUGAAUCGGCGGAGGAGGAGUCGAGUCCGAGCAGUACAAGAGGUUCGAUCGUCGACCGGACGGCUCCCCGGGUGGAAGCAGAAACAACAGGUUCUAGGCCCGAGUCAAUAACAGAAGAACAAAUUUUAGCUGAACUAGAUUUACGCAGACCCGUAGCUAAAGUUACGACCCCUGAGGAAGAUGUGAGUGUUUCCGAGAAGAAGAAAGAGGCUUACCUCGACCUGGCAGCUCAGAUGGAUGCUCUCGCUCAGCAAGAGGAGGACGAACAACGCAGGCACCAGCAGGAAGAACUAGAGAAGAGGGAGUCUGUAUCGGAGGAGCAUGUUGUUAGGAGUGAAAAGGGGAGCCCGGAGGAGGUGGUACAAAAAGUGAGCCAAGCCAUCGCCCAGGUUUCUCAUCUAGAGCAGGUCGUCUCCCAGCCCGCCAGUGAAAGCACUGUGGUGUACAGGGGAGAUCAAGGUUCCGCGGCGGAGGCCGACGAGGAAGAAGUGUUAACCCCUCCACCGAGUCCCACCGAGCUUGUUGCAGAGGAACGAACUAUACAGGAAUCAAAAACAGAGGAGAUCACAGUGUACGAGGAAGUCUAUAAAAUAUCUGACGAUGGUGUCACGUGGAAAACUAUUCGUAAGGUUACCACGGUAACCCCACAGGGCACCAGCGAACAGACAGAGGUUCUGAAAGAAGAAAGAAUUCCUCCAGUGCAUGAGAAAGACGUUGAGAAAGCUGCUGAGAUUCUACGGACCGAGAGCCAGACGGAAGAAACUGUCUUUGAUUCUAGUCUACAAUCUGAUGAAUCUUACUAUGAAGAAGUCCUCCCUGAUGGUACAGUAGUUCGACAUCGCAAAAUCCGUACCCCAAGUAAAACAGGUUCAUCUGACAGUAACAUCAUGGAACUUGUAGAAAGUGAAGGACCACCUGUGCUGGAAACAAAGGAAGAAACCCGUCAAGAGGUUCUUCCUGAUGGAACCGUACAUAUGACCCACAUAGUGAGACGCCACUCGGUAAAACACAUUCGAAAGAGUCUGAUGUCUGAAACGGGUGAGGAGGAGGUGCAAGAGGACGACCAGGUUUCAAAAACCGUAGCUGAAGAUAUUAUUGAAACAUUUGACGAGCCUCCGCGAUGUAUCCAGGAGGAAGAAGAUGUUGUGCAGGUUCUUGACGAUGGCCGUGUGGUCAAGAGGCAUGUCAUCAUGAACAGAAUGGUCCAUCACAUCAAAACUAAGCAUCAGUCCUUUGACGAGACUACGGGUGUUUUUGAGGAAGAGUAUGAGAUUGAUGAAGCCAUCCCUGGGACAGAGUCUGCCUUCAUAGCAGGAAUGGAUACACCAUCGGAUCUGUCAGAGACUGAUGAAGAUGAGGAACUGGAGGGCAAUCUGGAGGCUGACAUUGGAGAAGUGGAACAGGUUCUCGAUGAUGGCACCAUCAUCACCAGGAGGCUGAUAGCCAGUGAAGAAGUCCGAAAAGUCCGCUCAAGGUCUGGAUCCAUUGACGAGACCUUAGAACAGCGGUUUGUAAGCGAGGAAGAAGUUGCUCCCAGCCCUCGAUCCCACUCACCUAUUGCUGAAAUAGGUCGGGAUAAUGCCUCACAGGUCAUCGGUCUGUUUGAGUCACAGCAUGAAACUGUUCAGACCAAGUUCACCACCGCUCAUCUGGAGGAGAAACGAUCCAAGGAAGCCAUCGAACAAAGCAUCAGUGUUGUCGAAGACCUGCUCAGGAAAGGAGCCAUUCAAGCAGAGGGCACUGAAAGUUCUGUGGACCGUGGAGAGCAAUUUAUGCACAGGUCUGUUCACCAGAUUACACCUGAUGGAAGUUCAGUCGAUGCCCAGGCUGAAAGUUCUGUGGAUCCUGCGACAGUUGAUAACUUGGUUGAUUUUUCUGAUACGCCAGUCAUAACUGUUACUGAGGACAACAGCAUUCCCCCAGACGAAGAUGACUAUGUAGCAUAUUUUGGAAUAAAAGUUGACGAAAAAGCAGCUUCUUUGGAUGAUGAGGACAAGGAUAUUUACCCAGAUGCAUCAGACUUUGAGACAGGGAAAGAUGUGGACAAGCUUAGCUCCUCCAGCUCUGAGGUGGCUCAGCUGGAUGAUGUCAUUGAUGACAAAGAUGCUGAAAUACGUGAAACCACCGAGGAAAAAACUGAGGAAACAGAUGUGGAAGAGCAGUUCUCUCCCCUUACUAAAAGCUCCCCUGCAAAACAAGCCCUUGAUCUUGAACUUGCCCCUGAGAAAUCUUUUUUUCCUGAAAGUUCUCUAGACUUGCUAACAUCCUCUGAUCAUCAGCUUAGUGAUUCUAGUGUACUAACUGUUACUAACACUUUACUAGUAGGUCCCUCUCCCACUGACCAACUGUGCACUAUUGGGGAAGAUGAUGAUGGAACUGGGCAGAUUAUGAAAGAAUCAAUUGAAUUGGAUGAGAAAGACAUGGAACAGAGGUUGGCAAUAUUCAGUGAGGAUGUUACUACUGACAGUUUGAGAGAAUCUGAACGAGAAAGCCGAAAAGCAUUGUUGCUAACUCAUGACCGUCCAAGUUUGGACAGUCCUACUUCUGACCAGUAUCAUGGUGUUGAAAGCACAACAGAAACUGAACCUGAUGCCAAAAUACAAGUUGAAGUUGAGCGUGAUAAGAAAAAGCCUGCACCAUUAGAUUUACAAUCAUUGUCUGGCAUCAGAAAAGAUGAUUCAGUUGAUUCCUGUGGAGAACUUGAGGGUGCAGAACACCAUGAGAGAGAAACCCGCUUACAAUAUAUGGCUUUUGAUAAUAUGGCUUUCUCUGCCGAUGACUCUGAACAAGGUGCUGUUGGAAUGAGUGCUCAAGCUUCAGUAUCCCUGCCUAAACACUUGCUUCAGAAACAGGACACAAAAGAUAUAUCACCAGAGGAUCUGGAAGAAAAACCUUUCACAUUUGAUUUUCAAGAUGAAUUUGACAAAGAACGUGAUCAACACCAGGAGGUAGCAGAUGAGAUGGACAGAGUUGAAAGAAUUGUAGAAAAGAGAAGAUACACUGAAGAGAGAGAAGAUUACUCGAAGGAGAUCAAAGAAAUCACUUCUCACAGUGAAACCUAUCAGUCUGCAUCUGUAGUAGAAACAAAAGAAUCUACAGAAACCAAAUCUCUUAUAUUUCACAAAGAAGAGAAAUCUGACAUAGAACAGUCUGUUAGCUCUAUAGAACAAGUCUCCGAGUUUGAAAUAACUGAAACUGUUCACAUGGCUAAAGAUGAAAGAACAUCUGAAAUUUUAAAAGAUGAAGAAUCUAGAUUUGAAUCUGAGAAAGGAAAACAUGAUUCUACAGAAGGUCCUUUGCAUGCUCCUGAUCUGAUCCAAGAUAUUUUGUUAGCAGAUUCUACUGGACAAGAUACUGAGCUGGUGGAUGAAAGCUCCUCUGAAAGUAGUACUGAUAAAGACUAUGAAAUCUUUGAUGAGUUGUCUGGAUCAUAUAUCAUUGUACCAUGGGAAGUAGCUCACCAGUUCAAGCGACAGUUUUCAGAAUCACUGAUUGAACAGGAAAAGAAAACAUCUUUUAAAACAUGUCAGAGCAUUGAUAUGGGAAGUUUCUACAGAAGAAUAGAUAAAGAUACAGAUGAUUUUCCUCCCGUAAGCUUUACUGAGGUUAAUACUGAUUUGUCUACUCUUUCACAAAGUGAAACCUCAAGAACAUCUUUAUCAAGAGCAAAACAAGUAACUUUUCAGUUGUCAGAGAGUGAAUUCAUUGAAGAAGAAGAAGAAGAAGAGGAAAUGAAAACUGGUUUUGACAUUCCAUCUAAACCAACACAUGCAUUUGAACCUCAUGAUUUAAUAGAAAAGACUCAUGAAGCAGAAGUUAUGUUUACCAUAACUGAAAAUCGUCGGAAUGUUAAAGAGGAGAUAGCUAGAAAUGAAACUUCCUUAAUGCAGUCAGAGUACUUUUCUCCAGCUAAAGAGUUUGAUAAAUUUAUAGCACAGGCUUUCUCAGAAGUCUCGGAAGAGAGUAAACAAGAUAUGAUAGACGCUUUGACAGCAGAGUGCUCUCAAUCAUCAACUGAGAGAUAUACAGAGUCUCAUUAUCGUGCAGAAAUUUCAUCCUCUAAGCUAGUCCGUGAGGACAGUACUGACAGCCGGCCAGAUGAUCAGCUAUUUCCCAUUCAGGCAACAUCUGUAAGUGUAGUUAACAAGGAAUCUAGGCUGGCACAGCAAGAGCUUUUACAAGAAAUGGGUGAUGAGAAGGACAGAUCAGUAUCACCAUCAGUUGACAGUGAGGAACUGUCCACCACCUAUGAAAGUCAAGCUGAACUUCAGGAAGAGCUAGGAACAACCAUGCACCACAGUCAACCUCAGAGUAAGUUUCCAAUGGCUGUGCACAGCUUGGGUAAAGCUUUGGUAGACAAUGAGAUUUACGAGUCCUCUGAAACUGAAAGAGAUUCCACAGAAGAGAAACUUUCUCCUAUUGAAGAAGCCCCAACUGGAGAAAUGAUAGAAGAAAUGUCUGGCGACUCGACACUGAAGUUGGGACAGGCUGAGAAAAAGGUCACUUUUCAAACUGAGACUUUGGCAACCAGAAGCACAGAAAUGCAUAGUGAAGAUAUAAAAACAUCCACAUCAUCUUCUGAAGUUUCAGUAGAACCCACUCUGUUAGCGGCGUCAUAUGACCUAGACACGGGUCAUGUUUCACGUGUGGUUACUGCAUAUGAUAUUUCACCAGACUCUGUAGACAAACAGACUGUGCCAGAGGUCCCAGCAAAGUCAAUUCUUUCUAGUCCAGAGGAUGAUGUCUUUGAAACUGAUGCCUCUGCAAUUACCCCAACUAUGGAAGAUGAGGACAGUGUUAUUAUGAUAUCAAGUAAGUUGAGCUCAGGCUCUGAGUUGUAUCCAUCUCCUCCAGCACCCACACCACAAGACUCUGUAGCCGUAGAAACCUCAUAUGACCUAGCUAGUGCCAGUUCAAAGUUGGAACAAAUGCAGUUUGAACAAAAAGAUGAUGAAACAUCUAAAUCUGACACACCUGUUACUGAAACUGCACCAGAUGAAUUUGGCUCACCAUUUGAAAUUAUGUCUCCCAGUGAGCUUAUUGAUUUGGGUUUUCAGUCAGAUGUUUGUGUUGAGGUAACUGCUACUACGUGUGUUCAGAUGUCACCAGAAACAUCUGCAGCUGGUCAGGAAUUCUAUGAAGAGACAGAUAAAGAUUCUGUCUUGUUAUUAAAUGGUCCAACUGAAGUGGAAUAUAAUGCCAAAUAUGAUUCAGAACUUAUAGAAUCUAGUGAACAGCAAACAACUAAAGUAACAGAGCAAGCAGGCACCGAAAGCCAGUUGAUAGACUUUGACAUGACACCAUCUACAUUGCAUACUACAUUCUCCUUAACUGAAGAGCUAGCAGUGCAACAAAGACAAGAAUUGACUAGUUCAGAACAAACUCUCUACGGGUUUGAAAUGCCAUCUGAAGAGGCUGGAACAAUCCUGACAUCAUAUUCUUUCAAAGAGUCUAGUGCUGCCAUAGAUUUUGACCAGGCAUCUGAUAGAACACAACCACCAGCUGAAAUAACAUUUCAGACAGAUGAGACCUUAACUGGAGACGAAACUCUUACUGGAGAUGUUUCUGAUGUACAUAAAGUUCCAGACGAUGUUUCAGGUGAAGAGACCUUCCAAGCGGAUGAUGAGGUCCAAGAGUCCUGGAAACGAUCUCCGUCUCCUCCAUUAGAACAACACAUGACUCAUUCCCAUGAGAUGCUAGCCCUUGAUAAGGAGGCCAUUUAUCCUGGCAAAAGAGCACUAGAAGUCGACGAAACACUGGCUGCAACCUCUGAGUAUGCUACUGACACGCUUAUUGCAGAUGAUCAGGAACACUACUUUUCAGCAAGUGAUGAAGAAUUUGAUGAAUAUAAGCCAGAUGAUACUGAUCCAGCAGAUGAUGGAGAUGAAUAUGCCAAAUGCAUGUCGAGUUAUGAUAACAGUUCUAGCUAUUUUGAACAACAGCAGGUCGAGCAAACUGAUGAGUUAAAAAGUGACAGAGACAUGAUAAAAGCAGCUGCAAUUGUAAUAAAAGAGAAAGAAUUUGCUGAAACAGCUGAGGAAGAAUUGAUUUGUUUUGAUGAUAAUCAGCAAGAACCUGAAGUUGAUGAAAGUGAACCCCCAGCAAUGCACAUUGACUUAAAAAUGACCACACAGCUCAUGACUGAAUAUUCGGAUCUGGAGAGGCCGGUAUCUCCAACACCUGAUGCUAAGCAACAGCAAUAUUUCACUGAGAAACCAGAACAAGAAUCACCAGGUCAUGUAUUAACACCAGCAGAGGAGAGAGUUAUCGAAAAAGCUGCUUCUCAGUUUGUGGAAUCUAUCUUGGAGGAUGUAAAAAUUAAAGUUACGACACCAGAAGAAGCACCUGUAGAUGAAUCAUCUGAUGAGGAGGAACCAGCUUUGGCUCCUGAUUAUGGCUCAGAAUCUGAAAGAACAGGCAGUGAUGCUGAAGCAGAUGAUGAACUCCAACCAAUGUCAACUACGACACCAGCACCCUCAUUGGUCAAGCAAAUGUCAGAGGACAUACCCGAGAUCACAAUAACACAACAUCUUCAUCCAGAGGAAGACAGUGAUGAUGAAAAUGCCCCUGUAUACUAUGCUCAUGAGCAUACAGAAAGAACUGAAGAAAUUGUUACAGAAAUUGUUGAAAGAGAGACUAUGCAGCAGGUGGAGUGUGUCCCAGAACAAGAUGAUCAAGUGGAAGAAGAGACGGUAAAGGCUGAACAGUCUGGUCAGCAAACUGCAGUGUCAUUUGCUGCUGAAAUAGGUGAGGAUAGUGUUGAAGGUGUUGUUGAAGAAACUGUUGUAAUGUCUCGUCAGUUAGCUGUUGAAUGUGUCCCUGAAGCAGGUGAUGAGGAUGAGGAAGAAGAGGUCAAAGAAGAAGUGGUUGUUGCCACCAAAAGAGCAGAAACUGAAAUGGGUCUUUGUUUGGCAACUAUGCGCCAGCAUGAUAGUACUGAUGGUGAUUUUGAACAUUACUCUGUUGAUUGUAGUGAAGCUGUGAAAGAGAGUGUUGAUGGGAGCUCAGACACAAUGCAUAGCACUGAUGACUUUACAGAUGUUGGUGAGAGUUCAGAAUCUGUUCCUUUUUUAGUGAAAAUUGACUCAGAAUUAGUCCCCACAGUUGAGAAAAGUGAUGAGGUACAACUUUCUGUGGAAACUGUAGAGAGUGAUUCUGGGUCAGGAACACCAGAAAAUGAACAAAUACCUGAAUGGACAUGUAUUGAAGGUAGUGAUACCAAAGAAAAGGGUGAAACCCAAAGUAUCAAACAAAAAGUGGAUGAUAGCUUUACACUUCUUGUUCAAAAGCAAGAAGAAAAGCCUCAGGAUUAUUUUGACAUGACAAGUCCUGAGGACCCAGGAGAUUCCUCUAGUGUGGACAGCUUUGCCACCGUGAUAGCUGCCGAGGUGGAGGAAUCUGAUGAUGAGCAGGUUGACGAGGAGCAGGAGGAUCGCCUGGCUGACAUUGCCUCCAUGACGUCAUCAGUCCACUCAGACAUGCAGCCCGCUGUCACAGGAGAAACUGCUGAUGAUACUGCAGAGGAUGACAGUGAUGAAGCAGAAGAACCAAAUGAAAUCCUAGAAUGGCCAAGACCACCGUAUGAAAGAGAAAUAGCAGAGAGUGAAUCUUCACUUGAUAGUGACCGAUACGAGUUCAUUGAUAGAUCGGCUUUGUCCAUUAUUACUGAGAUAUCUGAUGAAGAUAAGUUUGAGAUGAUAGAGAAGGAGGAGAUCUUAUCUGAAGGGAGUUUCUCUGACCAGAUGCACAGCUCCCCAGGAAUGCAGACACAAUCUCCAGAUAUUCAGUCACCUGAAAUUAACAACUUUAAAUUUUCCAAAGCAGCUGAGAGAGAUGAUAUUUCUGUUUCUUCAUCACUGCUAGAAUUUGAAAAGUUAGAACUUGAGGUUGGACAUUCUGGUUCUCUUAGUUCAGUUGAUGUCGGAGAAAAAGAAAGUUUUGCUGAUUCUGGAUCAUUGGAAGACAGAGACCGCAAAUCAUCAAUAAGAACUGAAGAAACUGCUUCAAUAACUUCCUCACUGGCAGAAUUUGAAAGACUGGAACAAGAAAUAGAGUUACGGGGAUCUGUCGGAUCAGAUCUUAGGGGUUCUCUAGGGUCAGUAGAUAUUAUUACACCUGAAAGUAAUGGAGCUGGGUCCUUAUCAUCGCUCAAUGAGUUUGACAGAAAUGAAAGAGAAUGUGCUACAUCACCUGAAGAUAGACGGAGCUCACUAGAAAGUAUGGACCACCAAAGCGAUACCUCAUCUCAUGCUUCUUUAGCAGAAUUUGAACAGAUUGAAAGAGAAAUUAAGACCACAGAUGAAUUAGAAGCUGAAGCACAAAAAAUAGUGACAAUAUUAGAAUCUGGAACAUUCUUCGCUUCACAAGGGUAUACAUCUUCAACAAGUCAUUCCAGAGAUACAGAUUUGGACAAGGAUUCAAUGGGUAGAAGGGAAAGUUUUGAACAAGACUCUUUGAGUGAAGGGGAUAAAAUGGGUCCCAUUGAUGCAGAUUCUCUAGAUGGUGACUCUUCCGAGUUAACAGAAGACAUGACAUCUAGUGUGGUUUUAGCUGGCCCUAAUUUGACUGUAACACAAACUACUGGUGAAAGUUCUCCAAUCUAUGAGGUGGAUAACGACUCGCUGCAAGGAGAGUCUCCCAUGCAGUUGUCAUCAGACUCCCUCAGGGAACAUAGGCUGGAGUCACAGAGAGAGUCCGAGAAAUUUGAUGAUGACUCUCUUCAUGAUCAGGAUGAUGAGAUGGAUAGGUCUGCUGAUUCAAUUGAACUAGGGUUACAGCUCGAGAGAACCAACAUGGAAGGAUCUGCCGAUUCUUUGGAGAUGGAGAGACAAAUGAAGGGUGAGCAGAGUCCAUGUGCUGGGACUGAACAACACGUCAUGGACAGAUCAGUGGAUUCUUUGGAAUUUGAGCAGCAGCAGAAAUACGAUGACGAUUCACUGCAAGAACAAGACAAUCUCAUGAAGACGUCAGCUGACUCGCUGGAGCUGGAACAAUCUGAGCAUGAUCAUGAGCAUGAACAAUCAAAUAUUAACAUCAUGGACAUGUCAGUUGAAUCCGCUGCCUGGAGCAGCUCGGGAUUCUCUCACUCAUCUGAAGAAACUCUGAUAUCAGGAGGCUCUCACAGCGACUCCAGUCAUUCCUAUGACCUGAUGCAAGUGUCUUCGGAAUCAGCAGAGUUUAAGAAAUACAUGGAAUCAAAACGCAUUGACGAGUACUCUAGCAGCACUCAGUCUAGCUGUGACAGUCAGGUGAGGUACACCACCACAACCACCAAACACAAAGUAACACGAUCAUUCUUUGACGACUAUGAUGACGGAUACACGGAAAAGAAAGAUGAACCCUUCCACUUUGACCUAGAUCGAAAUGAAUCUUCCAAAACCUCAUACCUGUCUCAGACGACACCGUACCAAGAAACUAAGAAAGUCUACAACAUGAUUGAGUGGGAGGCAAUGAAGGAAGCCAAACGACAAGCCAAACUAGCGGAACAAACCCAGUCGAGUGCAACAGAUAGUUCUCAACCUCCAGACGAAAAACCCUCCCAGCCGCAUGAUGCAUCUGACCCAAUGUGUGACCUUAACUUGACCAGCCCUCCCAUGCCCUCUAGUGAGAAUGCAUCCAUAGGCCAAACUGAAGGCACCACUGAGUAUAGCCAAGCAGCUGAGGGAGAGGCUGACUUGUAUGAAGACUCGGAGGAAGAUUCAGGUUCCAAUGACAGCUUGGAUGCAGCGGGACGUAGUGGCGAUGUGUCGACAACCAGAGUUGUGAUGAAGAAGGAGAUCCACAAGAAGACUGUGAUUGCUGACGAUGGCCAUGAGGAGACGUACAUCAAGGAGGAAUCUCAGGUGCAGCAGGAUAACGAUCCCCCCGAGGAGCUCAGAAGUACCAUGCAGGAUAUAAUUGAUGAAUUCAUGGGCAGCGAUCCUGAUAUUCCACAGAUCAAGGAUGCUCACAAGGAUGAUGCCGUUUAGUUGCCAUGACAACACUCACAUGAUUUCUCAGAAUGGACUUAUUGGUGCUUCUUCUUUUCAGUUUGGAAAGUCUUGUCUUUUAAACUUGCCAGUGUGCAAUCUGUCAAUGCAGCUUUCGAAAUUCUGUGGCAUUCCUGAAAACGUUAACCUUUGAUAGAAAGAAGACCACAACCAAUUUGAUGUACAUUUCGCCAACUCCUCACAAUAUGUACCCACCAUUCACCUGUGGAAGUGAGUUUUCAUGACUACGGUGUAUAAUAUACAAUGACAAAGUUAUGUAACAAUUAUAGUCGAGACAUCACAGACGUGCUUAAAUGCUUAUAGCUAUUAAUCCUUAGAUGCUGUUGCCAAAUAACCAUUUCCCUAUGGACUGAGACUUAACACUAUAACCUAUAGAUAGAUAUCAAUCUACAUGAUGUAAUUCAUUAAUUACGAUGAGAGACCUCACAGAAGUCAAUACACUUGAUGGAAUUCACUAAACUACGAUGAGAGACCUUCUGAAACACUUUGCUUUAUUCACAAACUGAAAACCAUAAUGAUGAAUCUACAACAGUAUGUUGAGACACCUUCCUGAAUCCCAUUACUAAUAACCAGAUGAUAUAUAGUCAAGGACAGUGGAAAAAGACUGGAUAUAGGAACUGAAACAUGACAAAGUGAUACUAAUACAGCAAAUGUAUUGCAAGAUUAGUCCUUUUUUGACAUACAUGAAUUUCAUACGGCCAAAUGCCGUUCUAUUCUUGUGACAGUUGUCCAUCGUUAUGAUGUUUAAACAAAUUAUUGUGAUCAUCUUUAUGAUGCUUACAUUACUGCAAAUAACAUCCAGUGUCAUGUUUGGUAUUGUACAUCUUAUUUAUGACUAUUUAUGCUUGCUGUUUAGGGAGUUCUUUUAUAAUCAGGAUUUUCAAUUUUACUUUCUCAACUAAUAUUAAGAUCGUAUUUUAUUUUUAACAAAAAAAAUUAAAAUAUUGGAAUAUUAAAAUGAAAAUGACAAUAAGCUUGUAUUCAUAUUAUAAAUGGUUUAUUCAUUGUGUGCUAGAUACAUUUAUAUGUAUUAUGACAAUUUUCAGAUAUACUGUUAUAAAGUUGCUUGGGUUUUUUUAUAAUUCAUACUGUAAAAACAUUUUGAAAGUGUUUGAAAAUGCAUUCUAUCUAGUUAAUAUUGAUAUGUAAAUGUAUCGUAUACAAUGAUUUUUAAAUUCAUCCACUGUGCUGGAAUGGUGAUGCAAUGUUAUUUAAAUAUGCUUCAAUCACAAAUAGCAUAUGUUAUUAAACUUAAAUCUUAGAGUAAUCUAAAAUAGACUAAAGAAGUCUUUUGUGGCCCCAUUAGACUUACUUUGGUCUAUUUUGUUUUUCUUGAAUAAUAACUGUUGUAUUUAAAAUAUACAGUUUUUAAAAAAUGUUGUAUUUGAAGUACGCUUUCGUGUUGGUAUUUUUGAAAAAUUGAUAAUAUUGGAUUAAUCGUUUUGACAAGUUUGGGAGACAUGGGUUGUGGGUACUCUUAAUUUGUAUUAAUUUCUAAAUCCACCAUAUAUGUACACCUUUGUAGACUUGUGGACUUGUAGCCACUUUCCUCCUGUCACCGUUUACUGUUCAUAUAACUUGUCUAGUGCCUGCUCUUCAAGUCUAGAUGUAGAAUAUUCUAAUAUUGUCAUCUCAACAAGACACCGAGAUGUGGUGUUUUUCUGUUAUUUUUUAUUAAAAUGUAGGAGGAAUUACAUGUGUAAGAAUUCUAAAGGUAGAUAUUGUGGUUUUUGUGACAUGUGCUCACAUAAUAAAUGCUUUAGUAUAUGAUUAAAA
Gigantopelta aegis is the source of this 17408-nucleotide messenger RNA. RefSeq names its product ankyrin-2-like. The record is from RefSeq and is a predicted model, not a curated record. Gene Ontology annotation, molecular function: protein binding. NCBI's taxonomy places the organism in Eukaryota, Metazoa, Mollusca, Gastropoda, Neomphalida, Peltospiridae. The transcript is spliced from 57 exons. The coding region runs from base 174 to 15611 and encodes 5145 amino acids. Gene Ontology annotation, biological process: signal transduction.